This is a messenger RNA of Mesorhabditis belari, 1851 nucleotides long. NCBI's taxonomy places the organism in Eukaryota, Metazoa, Nematoda, Chromadorea, Rhabditida, Rhabditidae. The record is from the annotation of a GenBank genome assembly.
AUGAAUUUCUGGCAAUCACUCAUUUCAUUCAUCCCGAUUCUUCAAUGGUUACCGAAAUACAGUAUAAAGCACGAUUUUCUUUGUGAUAUGAUCGGCGGAAUCACAACGGGGGUCAUGCAUGUCCCACAAGGCAUUGCCUACUCAGUCCUCGCCGGUGUCCCUCCUGUAAACGGCCUCUACUCCUCCUGUUUCCCCGACUUUUUCUACAUGAUCUUCGGCACUUCAAAGUAUGCGUCAAUAGGCAGUUUCGCCGUGGUGGCUCUGCUCGCUGGUGUGGCCAACACAAAUGUACAAGAGUCUUUGAAAGUACCGGAUGAGAACGGAACCCUCAUAGCUGGUCCAUAUUCGCCUGUGGAAAUCGCGAUGACACUCACGUUCGCUGUUGGGAUUGUACAGUUCCUCUGCGGUCUCCUCCAUCUUCAAUUCCUCACCGCCUACUUCUCCGAUGCUCUUGUUUCCGGAUUCACCACAGGUGCUGCUGCUCAUGUUCUCAUUGAACAAUUCGACGAUCUUCUUGGCGUGAAAAUCCCCAAAUAUUCUGGUCCAGGCUAUAUUUUUCGAAAACUUUUCGCCUUGUUUACUUCAAUACCUGAUGCAAAAGUGAUCACUCUGAUCACUUCAACGUUAGCUUUACUUUUUCUUUACAUCGGAAAAGAAUAUCUCUCGCCAUUCUUGAAGAGGAGAUUUGGAUUGAAAUUCCCGAUACCGUACGAAUUGAUCUUGAUGAGUGCGGCAUCCGGUGUCUCGUUUCUGAUCGAAAUGAAUGAAAAACAUGGAGUCCCAAUUGUGGCUAACAUUCCGAUUGGUGUCCCCUUUCCAUCAGCUCCAAUUCUUCCCCUUUUGUCCGUUUGUUUCGGUCAAGCUCUUCCAAUCGCUCUUGUCGCCACCGCUGUGCACAUUUCGAUGGCAAAAAUGCUCGCCAAGCAACAUAAUCAAAAGAUUGAUUCGCAACAGGAACUCUAUGCCCUUGGAAUGACUUCUCUUCUUGGUGGUCUUUUUCCUGUUUAUCCUGUCUCGACGGCUCUCGGUCGAACAAUGGUCAAUGUGUCGAGUGGAACGAGAACUCAGCUAUCCACCGUUUUCUCUUGUCUCCUUUUAUUGACAUUGAUUCUCUGGUUGGGUCCACUCAUCGAGCCACUUCCAAUGUGUAUCCUAGCCGCAAUCAUCACGGUUGCUUUGAAAGGAAUGUUCAUGAAAUGCGCCGAAGUGAAAGCCCUUUAUAAAGUCUCCAAAUUGGAUACAUUGCUCUGGUUUUUCUCUUUUCUCUCCACUCUUUGCAUUGACGUUGUCUGGGGAUUGGGUGCUUCAAUCGCUUUCGCUCUCAUCACACUCAUCAUCCGAACACAAUGGCCUCAUUGGCAUCAUCUCAUCCAUCCAAAUCCACAAAUCACCUCGAAAAUCGUUUCCGAUUCAAAAGUUUCCCUCUGUGUCCAUCGCUUUGACGCUCCACUAAUCUUCGCCAAUGUUGAGCGAUUCCGUAAAACUGUCGACAAAUCACUAGAUGAUUGGAUCCCAAAGAAACGGAUAAUUCCACUUGAAAUUGACGAAAAACCCGAAAAGUUAGAGUUGGAAAAAGAGCAAAUGAGAAUUUUGAUUCUCGAUUUCUCCACCAUUUCUUAUAUCGAUCAUAUGGGAGUGAAAGUUGUCGAAGAGGUGGCAAAAGAUCUCGCGAAGCUCCGAAUACUGGUCUACCUAAGCGGGUUUAACGAAAACGUGUUAUCGUGUCUGCGUAAAGGUGAAGUGAUUCCAUCGCUUAUUCCCCUCAUCCACUGUUUCCCAACCCUCCGAGAUGCAAUCGACUCAAGUACAAGCCCUCAACUCAACCCGAUAGUUGAAAUGAAUGAUAGGCUA